Lathyrus oleraceus (garden pea) is the source of this 759-nucleotide messenger RNA. RefSeq names its product secreted RxLR effector protein 161-like. The coding region runs from base 1 to 759 and encodes 252 amino acids. NCBI's taxonomy places the organism in Eukaryota, Viridiplantae, Streptophyta, Magnoliopsida, Fabales, Fabaceae. The record is from RefSeq and is a predicted model, not a curated record. The transcript has a single exon.
AUGGCUGCAAACCUAUUGAUAUUAGUGGUGAAUGAAAAAUUAAAGAAGGAAGAUGCUGGAAGAUUAGUAGAUGCAAGCAUGUAUAGAAGUUUGGUUGGAAGUUUGUUUUAUCUUACAACUUCAAGGCCCGAUUUAAUGUUUGCUGCUAGUUUACUCUCAAGAUUCAUGAGUAAACCAAGUCAUUUACAUCUCGAGGCAGUAAAAAGAGUUCUAAGGUAUGUCAUGGGAACCAUUGAGCAUGGAAUCCGAUUUGAGAAAAAUUCUAAACUUGAAGUUAAAGGCUAUUGUGAUAGUGAUUGGGUUGGAAGUGUUGAUGAUAUGAAGAGCACUUCAGGUUAUGUAUUCAACCUUGGUUCAGGUGUGAUCUCUUGGUGCUUAAAGAAACAAGAUACUGUGGCACAAUCUUCAGCUGAAGCUAAGUAUUUAGUAGCUGGUUUGGCUACACAACAAUCACUUUGGUUGAGAAGAAUAUUAGAAGAUAUUGGAGAGAAACAAGAGGGAAGUCUACAACUUCAUUGUGACAACAAAUCAGCUAUUGCCAUGGCAAAGAAUCCUGUUUUUCAUAGCCGGACCAGACACAUUAACAUAAAGUAUCACUUCAUUCGAAGUGUGAUUGAAGAAGGAGAUGUGCAGUUAGAUUUCUGCAAUUCACAAGAGCAACUUGCAUACAUUUUUACUAAAGCACUACCUAGAGGAAAAUUUCAGCAACUUGGAGAAGCAAUGGGAGUUAAAGAGCAACACAUUAAGGGGGAGUGUUAA